Messenger RNA from Scatophagus argus, 3402 nucleotides. RefSeq names its product fibroblast growth factor receptor-like 1. The record is from RefSeq and is a predicted model, not a curated record. Lineage: Eukaryota; Metazoa; Chordata; Actinopteri; Scatophagidae. The transcript is spliced from 7 exons. Gene Ontology annotation, molecular function: fibroblast growth factor binding; fibroblast growth factor receptor activity. The coding region runs from base 646 to 2172 and encodes 508 amino acids. Gene Ontology annotation, cellular component: plasma membrane.
GAGUCUGCCAUGUCCGAUAUUAAGUCAGUAACUACUUUCUCAAAGGUUUCUCAUUUUGCGUAGCAGAAGAGCCGUUAAGUACCCUCAUACACUCGCUUUAAUAAAACAAUUAAGACUGAUACUGCAGCAAUGUCUGUAUCCAGCUUCAGACUCCUCAGCUGUUAUCUGUGUUCUCAUACAUGAAGCUGACAGCGGUGAGAUAGUGGCUUUGUGAUGAAGAGGUUUAUGUGGGUGAGAGAUAAGGAGUUAAAUAUGUCCUGCCUCUGCAGGCUGUGAUUGGCCCGCAGCUGCAGCUCUGGGACGGACAACAAGUCUCCGCUGUGGGCUCACUGGAAAAGUCACUUGGUGGACGAAGCGGACUACACAGACUGGACUGAGUCGCUUUUUUGUGUGUGUUUUUUGUAAACAGUGAUGCAUAUGGGACUUUUGCUGUGAUUCAAGGAAGAGUCCGGUGUUAUUAUAUCCUCUUGUAUCCAGUGUUUCUAUCUCUGAGAGGAGCGCAUGCUGGUCCGUUAGAGGUCGGUGAAAAGUCGACCACUGACACUUUUGAUUCAUGGACUCAACACGGACUCUGGCUAUAAGCAUUUCUGUCAAGAGGCUGACACAAGGUUGACUUCAUUCAUUGAAUAUCCAGAUUUAGGGAACAUGAAGUUGUCUUCGGACGAUAUGGGUGUCCUGAAGAUUGUGCUGUUCAUCUUUGAGGCUGUUUUACUGACCGACUGUGCAAGGGGACCUCCACGGGUGUCUGAUAAGGUUGUUCACAGACAGUCAGCCCGAAUUGGGAGUGCCAUUAAGCUGCCGUGUCCAGUAGAAGGAGACCCUUUGCCACUCAUAAUGUGGACCAAAGGCGGGAGCAACAUCCACAGUGGCUGGAUCCGCUUCCGGGUCCUCCGAACGGGCCUGAAGAUCAAGGAGGUGGAGGCAGAUGACACGGGGACCUACGUCUGCAAAGCCACCAACGGCUUUGGUAGCGUUAACAUCAACUAUACCCUCAUCGUUAUCGAUGACUCAGGUUCUGAUAAAUCUGGACCUGGCGCAGCUGAUGGAGUCCAGUCUGAUCUGGGUAGCGAUGGACUGUCAGAAAAAUUUGUGCGCCCCCGUUUCACCCAGCCUGCUAAAAUGAGAAAAAGGGUGAUAGCUCGUCCCGUUGGCAGCUCCGUGCGACUCAAAUGCAUGGCCAAUGGAAAUCCUCGACCGGACAUUGUGUGGCUAAAGGACGACAGGCCGCUGACGGAGCAGGAGGUCGGCGAGGGCCGUCAAAAGAAGUGGACUCUGAGUCUGAGGAACCUGACACCGGAGCAGAGCGGACGAUACACCUGCAGGGUCUCCAAUCGGGCGGGAGAAAUCAACGCCACAUAUAAAGUUGAGGUCAUACAGAGGACAAACUCCAAGCCUGUUUUGACGGGGACUCACCCGGUCAACACGACGGUGGACUACGGAGGCACCACGUCGUUCCAGUGCAAAGUGAGGAGUGACGUUAAGCCGGUCAUCCAGUGGCUCAAACGCGUGGAGUCUAACGAAGAAAGCCGUUACAACUCCACCAUCGAGGUGGGAGACCACCGGUUCAUGGUGUUGCCCACAGGGGAGGUGUGGUCACGACCCGACGGCUCCUACCUCAACAAGCUGCUCAUUACCCGUGCCAAGGAGGAGGAUGCUGGCAUGUACAUCUGCUUAGGCGCCAACACCAUGGGCUACAGCUUCCGCAGUGCCUUCCUCACUGUCCUGCCAGACACAAAGCCUCCCAUCACGCCGAUGUUCUCACCAGCCUCCAGCUCCCUCCCCUGGCCUGUCAUCAUUGGCAUUCCUGCUGGAAUAGUGUUCAUCUUUGGCACGGUGCUGCUGUGGUUCUGCCAGAGCAGAAAGCACUGCCCCCCUCCCAGUACUCCAGCGGCGGCCACACAGGUACUGCAGAGCUCCCACCGGCUGCCGUAUCGAGAGCGGGACAGGGGCUGCGCGCCUCCGUCCUCUAUCUCUUCCAGCCCAGAAAAAGACUGUAUAAGCUCCAUGAACUAUGAGGAGUAUCUGGCACAGCAGCAGCUCCUCCUCACCCAGGGUGGACCAACAGUUCCCUCUAAAAUAUACCCCAAAAUCUACACAGACAUUCACACACACACUCACUCCCACGUGGACGGGAAAAUACACCAGCAUCAGCACAUCCAUUUUCAGUGUUAGCCUCAAUGCCAAAUAUCCCCCAUUUGACUGCUCCAGUAUCUCUGAGGGACAGCGAACUGUGGACUGAUCAGCAGCUCCUGAGUUACGUUCACCUGGCAUUACUCUUUAAAAAAAAAACUCUUCUCAUAGCUGGAGUUUGCUGGGAAGUGUGUACAUGUGGGGAAAACAGUGGCCAGUGAUACAUACCUUGUGUUUCUACAUCCCAACUUCCAUAUUUGGUGCUUGUUUUUUUUAAAAACCUGUCAGAUCCUCACACCACUAAAAUCCAUUAAUCCUUGCUGUGCACUUCAUACAAAAAGGACGUAUUUUUUGACAGGGUGUGAGUUUUGAUCGCAGCUAUUCAGGCCAGCUGAAAGGUCUUCCUCAGCAGUUGAAUUCUGCGUUUUUCUAUGUGAGGUGUAGCAGAAAAUGGAGGUUAGGUUUUACCUUUCACUUAUUCAGCUGUUGGAGUGCAGAGGGUCUGUGGGAGUGCGUGUAUGUGUGUAUGUGUGUGUGUGUGUGUGUGUGUGUGUGUUCUGCCUGGUAAUGAAGAUGAAAAUGGUACUCAAGAUUUACAAAGGAGCUGAUAUCAUGCUCCUACUCAGGUAGUCCUUUCUGUCUGUUAAAGAUGCAUAAUGUUUGCAAUGCUGACCACUAUCCUUUAUGUUACCUUUCUCCAUCCCUCACUUUUUGUCCUCUGUUGAAAGCUGGUAAGUUUUUCUAGCCUUUUUAUGGCGUGCAAACCUUGCCUCAGACUGCAAGGGAUGGAAGAACUCUUUCCACUUUAACUGAAUUGGUCUUCGUUAUCAUUCAAGCUUUUUUCUUUUUUUUUUCCAGGUAGGUUCCCAUCAUCAGUCAUUAGCACGCUGAGGUAAAACAGCAGAGUCUUGUUGACUGCCACCUUAUCCAGCCACAGUUUAUGAAGCUGUAGGUGUUUAUAAUCAAGUUGAGUUAUGGAUAUUUAAUUUAUUUUGCUAAAACAAAAGUGUAUCAAAAGUUUUAUUUUUCAGAGCAAGGCGUUUUGCAUAUCUAUGUAAUGUUAUUAAAAGUAUACUGUUGUUGUCAUGUAUAGUACAUUUUGAGUACUUUGCCACUCAGUUUAAUCACAUUUAGUUCAUGCCAAUAUUUAGGUAUUUCUGUAUGUAAUUGGUUAUAUUUGACAAUCUUGUAUGAUGUACUCUGUUCAAGGCUCAAAAACUAAAUCAUCUAAAGUGUGAUGGUUGGUAGCUUGAUUAAAUGGCCUAAAACAAA